Acanthochromis polyacanthus (spiny chromis) is the source of this 1480-nucleotide messenger RNA. Its product is annotated as microfibril-associated glycoprotein 4-like. The transcript has 6 exons. Bases 280 to 1260 code for a protein of 326 amino acids. The record is from RefSeq and is a predicted model, not a curated record. Gene Ontology annotation, biological process: elastic fiber assembly. Lineage: Eukaryota; Metazoa; Chordata; Actinopteri; Pomacentridae.
UCUUAAAUCCAGAUUGUGUAGUUUCUGCAAAUAACAGCUCAGCUGGAAAACUGUAUGAAAAGUAAAAUGAACCUUGUUUCUUGUAAAAUACAACUUAAAACAAGGUCAUUUCAAGAUUGUUUGAUCGAAGAUAUUUAAGAUGCAUCGUCCCUCCAUCUGCUGAAAUGCUUCUGAAGUGAAUUUAUCUGAAAUCAAGUGGGAUGAGACAUUUGGACUAAAAAUAAGACAAACAGACUUGGUAAGAUUUGGCGUUGUUGCAGAGUGAAAGCUCUACGGCCGAUGGAUGGUGGUCUGUUAAAACCUGUUAGAACCACAAUAGAAAUGCUGUGGUGGCGCUGCUCUGCUGUUGUGUGUUUGGUUCAUCCUCUACUUUCUACUGAUGACGACGUGGAAAUAAAAGCCACUUCAUCUGAGGAGCUUCUACAAACAGGAAACCUGCACACGUUCAGACCCACAUCUUCCAGAGUAAAGGCUGGCUGCAGUUUUCCUCACGUUGUCUCUGAUCAUUUCUGUUCCAGGUCUUCAUCAACACCUCUGACCAUGAAGCUGCUGUCGGUGAGCCUCCUCCUCCUCGCUCCACUGCUCACCUGCUGCACAAAGACCAAGAAGCUGCCGCCGGACUGCUCCUACAUCCAGCUACACAACGAGAAAACAACCAGCGGAGUGUACACCAUCUACCCCACGGGAUCCAAACCUGGUGUCAAGGUGCGUUGUGAGAAGUCAGACGGAGGACAUUGGACGGUGUUCCAGAGCAGGCUGAAUGGAUCUUUGAACUUCUACAGACCCUGGGACCAGUACAAGAAGGGCUUCGGUAACCCUGCUGGAGAGUACUGGCUGGGUCUGGAGAACAUCCACCAGCUGACACGGCAGCGACGCUACGAGCUGCUGGUGGACAUGGAGGACUUUGAAGGGGGGAACGUGUCCGCCGGAUACUCCUCGUUCUCCGUGGACGGCGAGUGUGACGGUUACGCCCUGCAUGUGUCUGGAUUCACCAACGGGAGCGCCGGAGACUCUCUGAGAGUUCAUAAUGGACAGAAGUUCUCCACCUUUGACAAAGACCAGGAUUCCUAUGGAAAGAACUGUGCCAGACAAUUCCUGGGGGCGUUCUGGUACAAUAACUGUCACACUACAAACCCUAAUGGUGUUUAUCGCUGGGGGGCAGAUGGAACCCUCUAUGCAGUUGGAGUAGAAUGGUCCACCUGGAAGGGUCAUGACUACUCCCUGAAGACCAUCAGCAUGAAGAUCCGUCCUGUAAAGUAAACCUUCAGGACCAAUCCACAGCAGAACAUCACGUGCUGGUUUUCUGUCAUGUAAUCUCAUCUAAUCUUAGAAGCAAACUGGUGGUCUGAUGGUUGCAUCAGCUGCCAGCACAGUAACUAAAGCAGUCAGGUGAUGGUGAAUGUGAGCAGCUGCUGGCUGGAAAAUCAACUUUGGUGGAGGUUUGAUGUGAAUCAAUAAACAGGAAACUGGAGCCAUGUGA